AUGUCUCAUUUUACAAGUGAAGAUGAAGCUCUGUUGCAGUCUAUGCUUAGACAGUUGCUGCAGAGUGUGAAGGAAAAAAUCACCGGAGCCCCAUCAGUAGAAUGUGCAGAAGAAAUUCUCUUGCAUUUGGAGGAAACAGAUGAGAAUUUUCACAACUAUGAGUUUGUGAAAUACCUUAGACAAUACAUAAAAAAUACUGUGGGACCUGUGAUUGAAGAAGAAGCAGAAAAAUGUACCUCUGCUCAAAAUCAGGGUGAAAUAUCUGGCUAUGACACACUUGUCCAACAUCUUACUAAGAAGGCCCGUGAAUCAAAAGAAUACAGAGAAAUGAUGAAUGCCUUGAAGAAUGUCAUGAUGGUUGUGGUAGAAUCUUUGAUUAACAAGUUUGAAGAAGAUCGCAUGCACGAUAAGGAGCUGGCUAGUAAAGCAAAGAAAGAGCUUCAGAGUGGCUAUUACACAGACAACUGUUCUGACAGUGACUCCUCCUUCAACCAAAGUUAUGCAUUCAUGAGCCAAGAACAAUUGCAGCUGCUUGCAGAAAGGCUUGACCCUAGUCAGCCCAAGGAAGUUCGCCAAGAAGCUUUGCAGACGCUGUGCUUGGCCCCUGCCUCUGAUAUCCUGAGCUCUGACAGUUGGCCAGGUUUGCGUAAGCAUCUGACCAUCUCUCUGGCAGAUCCUGAUACAGCAUUCAGUGAGAAAAUUCUUAGGUUCUAUGCAAAAACCUUUUCUUCUUCUCCAUUUAAUAUGACAAAAGAAGUCUAUACAAGUUUAGCAAGACACUUGGAGUUGUACUUUCUUUCUGGAGAAUAUUCUCUUCAUAUCUCAGCUGGUCUGGAUGUAUCUAACUCAGAUGUAAAUCGUUUACUUAAAAAGAUUCGUCUUUUAAAUGAGUACCAAAAGGAAGCACCAUCUUCCUGGAUUCGACAUCCAGAAAAGUACAUGGAAGAAGUAGUGGAGAGUACCUUGUCACUUUUGUCAUUAAAACACAAGCCUAAUCAUCCUGCCUCUCCAGAUUUCUUGAGUCCAAUGCACUUCUUGGCUCUGCUAGAUAUCAAAGCAGUGUGGUUUAAGAAGUGGACGCAUGCAUAUUACAGCAGAAGAGUGGUAUUUAGGCUUCUGGAAAGGAAAUACAAAUCCUUGAUUAAUGCAGCGGUCCAGCAGUGUCUUGAUUAUUUUGAAUUUUGCAAGGCAGCAGUUAAUAAAAAUUCCAAAGUCAGUGACUUUUCACAGCAGCACUGUAGUGAUAUGCAGAAUUUUUCUUACACUGGACCAGAAUUGCAGUACAUCUAUUUUGUUCAUUCAUUGUGCCUCUUAGGAAGAUUGUUAAUCUAUAAGCAAGGCCAGAAUCUCUUUCCAGUACAGCUAAAAAGUAAAAAAGAUAGUGUAUCCAUAACUGAUGUGCUGGUAUUAUUUGCUCAACUUAUUUAUUACUCUCCAAGUUACCCAAAGACAGAUUUGGUAGCAGAUACAGACAAUUAUUCUCCAGCAAGUCUUGUUAUGGAGAUUCUGCAAGUUUUUUGUGAUCAAACAGGAUGUGCUGCUGAAUGUUUGUAUAAAGACACAGUGAUAGAUGCCCUGCUUCAUCCUGUUCAAAGUUUGCUGAGUGGCGCAGAGGUGCAUAUAAACUGUCUUGAAACCACUUUACUUGAUGUAGCUGAUAUUUUGGCAAGGAUUGCUGCUUCAGAAGAUGGUCUUUCUCUUCUUCUUUAUGGAGAAAAUGAAAACAAUGCCAAAGACACUCCUACAGCUGCUCAUGUACUUGUUCAGUUCACAAAGAAACUUCUUCAUGACAACAUUUCUCUUUUAUCUGGAUCAGAGCUUAUGCCAGUUAUUAAAGGAGCUUUCAUUUUUGUAUGCCGUCAAAUGUACAGAACUUGUGAAGGCCUACAGAUGCUAAUUCCUUAUGGCUUGCAUGAAUCUAUUGCAGAGGCCUGGAGAAAGACAAAUUUGCUCUCAGAGAGAGUACCUACUCCUGUAACUAAUGCAGACUCCACUUCAUCAAUAAGUCAAGACUUAAAAUCCAGUUUGUUAUGGGAAGAGACUUUGUUAGAUGCCUUGCUGAAUUUUUGUACCACACCCAAAGGACUAUUUCUGCUUCAUAGUACAGGUGCCAUGUUUGACUGUGUGCACUUUAUGUUUAACAGUUUAUCAAAAAAAAUCCAGACAAAUGAAUAUGAAGACUUUGGUAAUAGAAUCAUUGUUACACAAAUGGCAACAACACCAAUGGCUGCAGUAGCUCUGCGGAAUUCAGGCUUUAUAAAGGCACUUCUGACUGAAUUAUGGGCUCUUUUGGAGUGUGGAAAAGAUGAUUUGAGGAUAACCCAACCCAGACCUACUCCAGUUGACCCUAUAGACCAAAGUUGUCAAAAGUCUUUUUUGUUUCUGGUAAACGUGCUCACUUACCCAGCAGUUUUUGAGCUCCUGAGUAAACAAGAUAUACCAAAUAAACCCAUGUACUCAUUCCGUGAAGUACCCACAGAUAUAAUUGAUAUCAUUGACAGGCUUAUAAUUUUGAACUCAGAAGCUAAAAUUCAUUCCUUAUUCAAUUAUGAACAAUCCCAUAUAUUUGGUCUGAGGCUGUUAAAUGUGCUGUGCUGUGAGCUCAAUACCUUUUUACUCUUGGAGACUCAGUAUAAAGUAUCACAAGUUUUACUGACUGCUCAGGAGGAAAAUGUCACAGAAACUUCAGAAGGACCAGGAAUUUUUAUAAUUGAUGCUCUGUCAGUGGAGAGAAACCAUGUUCUUGUAAGGAUAAAUCUGAUCGGAGGACCACAAGAAAGGAUUUUGCCUUCGAGAGAAUUAGAUAAGGGCAGUGGUCUAUAUCCAUGGCCAAUGUUUUCAUCAUUCCCUGUGCCAAAGUGCUAUGUUGCAGAAAUUCCUAGGAAAGCUGAAUUCAGACAAGAUAAAGAUCUUGACAAGCUCUUAAAACUCCUAAAAGGUCCAGGCAAGCCAACCAGGUGGGCAGAAAUUUGUAGAAAACAGUUCUGCAAAGUCAUGAAAACCAGACCAGAUAGCAUCAGUGGACCAAUUUUGGCAGAAUUAAUUGAAAAGUUCGUGUCACAUCUUUCUGAAAGCAGAACAGAUUGUUAUUUCAACACAGGAAGCUAUAAAGCCAUAGAUGCAGAUGUGAAGAAAGAAAACCUUUCAUCUGUGCAGCAGCUUGGUGUUGAAAUGACAGUCAGAUAUGGAAAAUACUUAAACUUGCUAAAAGAAGAUGCUGAAAAUGGGCUGUGUUUCGUGUUAAUGAAUUGUGAGGAGUUUCUGAAACAACAGCAAAGAACUGUGGUAUCUUCUCUUUGCUGCCUGCAGAAGCACUAUGAUGGUUAUGACUGGUUUGCAUCUUCCAUCUUCCUCAUAAUGUCAGGGGACAGGGAGAAGACACUGACGUUUCUUCAGCAAUUUUCAUGUCUUCUUGUUUCAGCAUUUCUCUGGCUACCAAGACUGCAUUUGUCUAUGCACCUUCCUGUUACAACAGUGGAAUAUGGCAUCCAUCCAGUCUAUUUUUGCAGUGCUCACCAUGUUGAAAUGUUGCUGAAAGCAGAGUUGCCCCUUGUCUGUUCAGCCUUCCACAUGUCUGGUUUCACUCCAUCCCAGAUCUGUCUGCAAUGGAUAACUCAGUGUUUCUGGAAUUACAUGGACUGGAGUGAGAUCUGUCACUACAUUGCCAUAUGUAUUUUCCUUGGUCCUGAUUAUCAAAUAUAUAUGUGUAUUUCUGUGUUCAGACACCUACAGCAAGACAUCCUGAAGCACACAGAAGCCCGAGAUCUUCAGGUUUUUCUGAAAGAGGAAGCACUGCAUGGAUUUCGAGUGAGUGAUUAUUUAGACUACAUGGAAAGCUUGGAGGAGAUCUACAGACCAAUGCUGCUGAGAGACAUGAGGACCAUAAGAGCAGAGAAUACAUAG
This is a messenger RNA of Cinclus cinclus, 3903 nucleotides long. It is a transcript of the gene TBC1D32, whose product is annotated as TBC1 domain family member 32. NCBI's taxonomy places the organism in Eukaryota, Metazoa, Chordata, Aves, Passeriformes, Cinclidae. Bases 1 to 3903 code for a protein of 1300 amino acids. The record is from RefSeq and is a predicted model, not a curated record. The transcript has 33 exons. Gene Ontology annotation, biological process: non-motile cilium assembly.